Messenger RNA from Schistosoma mattheei, 1944 nucleotides. The record is from the annotation of a GenBank genome assembly. Lineage: Eukaryota; Metazoa; Platyhelminthes; Trematoda; Strigeidida; Schistosomatidae.
AUGUGUGUAAUUAAUUCUGACUGUUGUGUAGACUUUAGGAAUUUUCGUCAAGAUACCAAACCAGUAGAUUCUUCGACAAUGCCUAAGUCUGACUGUGUUCACUCAGCUAGAACAUUUUCGGAUGUUGCUGAUCUGGAGAAACAUGGUAGUUGGUUUGAAGCUAUUGCACAUUGUCCACUAGGCACACCAAGUGAGAUUGCGAACCGUUGCAGUAAAUCAAGAGAUUUGGUCAUCAAGUUUGAUGACGCUUCACUAAAGCACACAUCAAAUAUUAGUGCUAAAAACAGAUAUUUUAUUUCGCUGGAUUUAGCUUUUCUAACAUUUCGUAUACGAACUGAAGAUGUUCGACUGAUGGCGCCAGUUGUUUCUAAGGUCAACGGACGAGUUUAUGCUAAUUUGGAUUGUGCCAUUUGCCAUGAUGAGUUAACUUCAACUGUUAUAGAUGAAGAACCGACGGGAUCUGUUUUAUUACAACGUCUCGAUUUAUUCAAUGUUUUUGUGCACUGUCGAACAUUUCAUGAUACUGACAGAUUAUGUGUGGCCAAUUCAAUGCUGCCAAGGAGUUGGAGACGUCCAUGUGGAAAGAAAAGAUUUCUCAAGCCACAAAGUACACAAGAAGUGUUCAGUUUGAGUGAGUUUAAAUGGCAUGAAUUCUUAGUGUUGCCACAAAACUACAUUGAAUUCGAUGGUUUUAGCAAUGAUGAUUUGGUGAAGGGGAGUAAAACUCUUCGUACAAUUGAAUCUGUUUUAGAUAUACUUCAGUUACUAGUGUGUAUUCUAUCUGCAUUCAGUCUAUGCGUGCUGCUAAUUGUAUAUGGGAAGACGCGAGAGUUUCGACGUCGAGUUUCUAAUCAGUUGUUGAUGGGGCUAGCAACUUCCAUGCUUGGUUUGUUGUUGGUCUAUUUAACAUUGCCAUUGCUAAUUAAUCAAAGAGACAAUUCGGGUAGUGGAUGUUGUCUUACAGUUGCAGUUUUAUUGCACUACUUUUUCCUUGCAACUUUUGCAUGGAUGUUAACACUUGGUUUGAGUUUGAUUAACACCUUUGGAGGAAUUCACACAUGUCAAGUGUGCUUAGCAUACAUAAAGUUUAAAAUAACGCGUCAAAGUACAGAUGAAGAUUCAUUGAAGAAGAAAUACUCAGACACCAUGAAAAGUAUGGUGAUUCGAAAGAAUCUGAGAGACCAGUCGACUACCAUUCAUAAGCGUACCAUAUUUUCAACGGUAUUUGCAAUCACCUUACCAUUACUUUUUGUGAUACCCGCACUUGUUCUUAAUCAAGUUUACCAACCAGAUUCAUGUCAGCCAGAGAUGAACAGUGACAAUUACACACAUGAUGUAACUUACGUUAGCAGGGAACAUGGAAUCAAUUGUUCUGAAACUUCAAGUCUAAUGUCAAACUUCAAUCCAGGUUUUUGUUCAAUGAAAUAUCGAAAGCGACCAUGGUUCACAGUGCAUGCGGCUUUCAUUCUGUGGUUUUUGGUACCUACUACAGCAUUGUUGGCAAUGAAUUCUAUCAUACUACUAAUGGUUGGCAUGUAUAUUUGGUUGUUAGACCAUAAAAAAACACUGGAACCAAUCAAAGACGAAUCAGUGGCCAGUGUGGACUCAAAAUCUACUCAGAUGCCUAAUAAAAGUAAUCGCAAUGUAGCCAAGAUUUGCUUGCAUUUAUCAAUCACUCUGGGUGCUGUAUGGAUAUUCCAGCUGCUUGCAAGUCUCCUACCUCAGCAAACCAUUCUGAGUCGUGUUGCAGCUCUGGUUAGUAGUGGGCAAGGUGCAGCCUUGGGGUUCGUUUCUUUGAUGAACUCCACAAAACAAAGUUAUUUUCAAAUUGGUCUAGCGUAUUCAUUAGUAGGCGUUCAAGAUCAGGAGGAAAUGAGUCCAAAAGUGCAUCAUCAUCAAGUCGAGUGGAUACGAAGGUUGUAUCUACAUCUGAUUCCACAAUAG